Acaulospora colombiana is the source of this 1413-nucleotide messenger RNA. The record is from the annotation of a GenBank genome assembly. Lineage: Eukaryota; Fungi; Glomeromycota; Glomeromycetes; Diversisporales; Acaulosporaceae.
AUGCCACACAAAAACUCAAAUUUCAAUGGGGAUGAGCGUACGAAGCUACUCCAGGAGAUAUCCGCCCUCGAAUCGAAUGGAUCUGAAGGCCCACUUCCAAUUGGAGCCCUUCGUGACCUCAAGUUGCAGCACAAUGCUCUAGUAGGAACGAAUUCGCGAGCAAUCCGAUACAUGGACUCGUCACAAUAUCUACCUCCAGAGCUAUGGACGCAUAUCCUGCUCAAGGUCAUUGACGAUGACUGUCUGGACAUUCUGCCAUUUAUACAAGUAUGUCAGCGCUGGGCUUCCAUCAUACUAUCAUCAUCGAGACUGUGGACAUUUAUAUAUAUCAGAGGAGACCUAGACGCGUUGGAAGGGGCACAUUCAGCGCUGUUUUUGUCCAAGGGUCUACCAUUAUGUAUGACAAUUGAUGUUCCCAUUGCAUCAGUUGUACAAGAGAGAUUUCUUCAGCGAGAAGCAAGUCGUAUCCAGCACCUGAAGAUUAAGGUGCUCCGAGAAUAUUUCCCGUUGCAGAGUGGGAGUUCCGAUGACCUGCUCGGUUACUGUCUCGGGAAUCUUUUCAAAGACCUGGGAUUACUGCCAUCACUCGAGUCUCUAACGAUUGACGAAAGCGAUAUCAGAGACUCGACGCUAUUCUUGGCCCUUCGUCACCUGAACGCACCCCACAUCAAGUAUAUUGCACCUGCCCAGUUAUCUGACGAUGCCCUAGCGCACCCCAGAUACGCUGGUUUACAAUCCCUUGAAACAUCCUCGCCAUUGGGGAGCGUCAUAUCCAAGCUGAUCAGGUUAGCUGAUCUCAAGGACUUGGUUCUCUUGGGUUCUAUACGAGAGAGGCAGGAGAUGCCACCCGAAUCGUACACCAAAUUGUGCCAAAGGGUCGCCCCUUUAGAGUAUUUGCGAUCAUACCAGAGAUCAUGGAGUUAUAUUUCGCCCUUAUUAUCCUCCGUGAGCUCUAGUAUUCGGAUGCUAGAGCUUUCCAUAGUAGUAGGACAAGCAUUCGACUUCUUUUCCAUAAUUCAUGGGGCCCCCUGCCUACAAAAACUUCGUCUUGCUAUUACAGCCGACUCUACACUAGAUGAUGUUCGCACCAUUCACUGGAAGGCACGUCCUCUUCCCUAUAUACGCGACCUUCUGAUGAAUGUAAGGUCAAGAGUACCAGCAGCUUUAUACAUUGCUGAAAUCACUCGUGCCUUAUUGAAUGCUCUUCACUAUAGCCUAUUCAAGGUUCAAAUCUUUCAUCUCAUAUCCGACAUCUUUGGCAUCGAUCUAGUUCGGUUUAUUGAUAAUCUUGAAGACCUGAAUAUAUUGUACCUUGAUGGUUCUGAAGGCCAAGGACAAGGAUAUCCUGUACUACCUACGCAUGCCGAACCUCAGCAGCCUCACACUUCUGGAGAAGGAAGGCUGGGUAUAUAA